AUGGAUACAUACGCAAAAACAAAUCGCCGAAUAUUCCGAAAUAAGGAAAAUUUUCGACGUUACGUAGGCGUGAGUUUCCCCGCAUGCGCCCGACCCUUCGGCACAACAAGAAAACAGCGACAGCAUCCAUCUAGAACGAAGGACCGUUUUCCUCUCAGUUUGGCGAGUUCUUCGCGGUGGUUUUCGACGGGGGUGAUCGGUUGGCCAGCUUCGCUCGGCCUGGGACACGCUUCCAGAUUUACGGCUGGGGUUGACAUUUACAUAGAGGAGACCCACCCUAAAGGCAAAUGCAAUGGAAACAAUUCGUUGAGCAUACCGUCUCCUACCUACACCGCCCACAAAGGUGCAGCGAGGCAGAUGUACGGAUCGGGUUCCUUGAGACCUCCCGGACCUCCGGGACCUCCAGGACCUCCUGCAGGCCAAAAAUCCGUCAUCUACGCCACCGGGCAACGGCACAAAGGAGUACGCACCACUUUGUCCCCGCAAAUCGAAAAUCCGCCGGAGUAUGUGUACGUGCCGUACCCGUUGUUCCCCAUACCCCUCAAAGCCGACGAAUUCCUACCCAUGAUCAAAGGCAAGUCCACUCCGCAGACAUCCUAUGCUACCUGGUACGGCGGUAGACUGGAGUACCCCAACGGUAGACCGGUGCACGGCUUGGCGAAUUACCACUACCCGAACGAUUUCGGAUUCCUGCUCGGAAAGGACAACUUCGGCAGAUCGACGUAUUUCGAUAGGAAGAAUUUCGUGCAGCACAACGACGAAGACGACGAAUACGUCGAUGGUUAUGCGACAUCGAAGCCGCAAGAUGAAUCCGACGGGCUUGGAAACCAAUUAGGCACUCACCCGAGGACGCCUUCCUGCCAAAAGAAGUGCAAGAAGGACGAGUUUCUGUGUCAUAGGACGUGUGUUUGUAUUCACGAAGAAUUAAGAUGUGAUGGGAAAAGCGACUGUGAUGGUAACGAAGACGAAGUAAAUUGCGAAACUAUUGAGCACCACGUAAAGUGCGAUGAAACUAAGGAUUAUUUAUUAUGCCCUAAAACUAAGAUAUGCAUUUCAAAAGACUGGCUUUGUGAUGGCGAUGACGAUUGUGGCGAUUUUUCUGAUGAGACUCAUUGCGGCUUUAUAAUGAAUUGUACAAACGAUCAAUUUCAAUGCGAAAACGGUUUAUGCAUUCCACAAACUUGGGUAUGCGAUAACGACAACGACUGCAGGGACUUCUCCGACGAAGUAAAUUGUACUAUUUCAGGUUGUGCAGAACAUGAAUUCGAAUGCUCGGAUUCCACGUGCAUUUCUAUGGCUUGGAAAUGCGACAAACAAGUCGACUGUUCAGACGAAUCCGACGAAAGUGACUGUGAUAUUAUCCCGCCGUAUUGUAACGAAGAGGAAUUUCAAUGUAACAGUAGAAAAUGCAUUAAAAAACAAUUCAAAUGCGACGGUGAUAAUGACUGCGUUGAUUGGAGCGAUGAAGACGAUUGUCCCAGCAUACCCGGAAAUUGCGCAUCCGGGGAAUUUAAGUGCAAAAGCGGUAAAUGCAUUCCAGCAAGAUACGAAUGCGACAAGGAGCAAGACUGCGAAGAUAACGAAGAUGAAGACGAAGCGCAUUGCAACUAUAACGUCACUAAAACUUGUGCCCCUGACGAAUUCACCUGCGAUAAUGGCGCUUGCAUACUACAAACUUGGGUGUGCGAUGGAUUGGAUGACUGUUCGCAAGGAGAAGACGAAGAUGACACCAAAUGCGAAAUAGUUUGCAACGAAUUCAAAUUCCCCUGCAGCGGAUUGGACCCGAACGACAACAAAACCGAGUCCUGCAUUAAUGUGAAGCACAGAUGCGACGGCCAGAAGGACUGUCCGAAAGGAGAAGACGAGAUGCAUUGUCCUUCUAAAAGGGAAUGCGAAAGGCACACCAAAUGCCAGCAAUUAUGCAUUACGACUGCUGACGGUAAACAAGGAUGUUCCUGUUUAAACGGCUACCAAGUUUCCAGUGAUGGAUACAGUUGUGACGAUAUCAAUGAGUGUUUGUAUGCAACUGAUCCUGUAUGCUCACAAACAUGCACUAAUACUGUAGGAAGUUUCAAAUGCGAUUGUAUGACGGGAUACGUUUUGAGACCGGAUUUAAGAACUUGUAAAGCAAUGGGAGCUCCACCGACUUUAAUCUUCGCUAAUAGAGUUGAUAUAAGAGAGGUUUCAUUGAGCAACUCUAAAUAUACUGCUCUACUUAGGGGUCUGCACAACGCAAUAUCCCUCGACUUUCAUUACGAAAAAGGAUACAUAUUUUGGACCGACGUCUCGAUGUCGGUGAUAAGAAGAGCUUUCAUAAAUGGAACUGGAAUAAUAGAUAUUGUCAAAUCAGGAUUGGAGUCUCCGGGUGGUAUCGCCCUCGACUGGAUACACGACUUGAUAUUCUGGACCGAUUCCGGCACUCGACGAAUCGAAGUAGCUUCGUUGGACGGCGAGCAAAGAUCCAUCAUCGCCGCGAGCGAAGUCGAUAAACCUCGAGCGAUCGCCGUGCAUCCCGGAGAAGGAAUCGUCUUCUGGACCAACUGGGGCCCGAACCCGAAAAUAGAGCGCUGCGAAAUGGAAGGCAUCAACAGAAAGAGCAUCAUCACCGAAUCGGUCUUCUGGCCCAACGGUCUAACCAUCGACUACACCGCCAACCAGAUAUACUGGGCUGACGCGAAACACAACGUAAUAGAAACCUCCAAUUUCGACGGAUCCAGCAGAAGGAAAGUCCUGAGCAAAGGUUUACCGCACCCGUUCGCUCUCACGAUCUUCGAGGACGCCUUGUUCUGGACCGACUGGCACACGAAAUCCAUUACCACCGCCAAUAAAAUCACUGGGGCUGGUUUGCGCCUGCUGCACACCCAGCUCUACUUCCCGAUGGACAUUCACGUCUACCACCCGCAGCGACAGCCCAAAUACAGGAACCACUGCGGCGACAACAACGGCGGUUGCGCUCACAUGUGCUUGCCCAACAGGAAUUCCUUCACUUGCGUGUGCAAGCUGGGCCAGAAGUUGAGAGCCGACCAAAAGUCCUGCCAGAAGCCGGACACGUUCUUGCUGUUUGCGAGGAAGAAAGAUCUGCGGAUGAAGUAUAUGGACGGGAGCUACCAGCACCAGUACGAAAUGGUUAUUCCGAUCGAUGGGAUAAAAUCGGCGGUUGCAGUCUCUUGGGACUCCAAAAAGGAUUUUAUUUACUGGUCCGACGUUGAAAAGGGCUCGAUUAAUCGCGCUUUUUGGAAUGGAACAUUCCAAGAAGUCAUUAUUCAUCAAAACAUAAUGUCUCCUGCUGGAAUAUCAUAUGAUUGGGCCACCGACAAAAUCUACUGGACCGAUGGCAUAACAGAUAGAAUCGAAGUUGCUCAGUCUGACGGAAAGAUGCGCUCGCUGUUAAUUUGGGAGGAUUUGGACAAACCUCGAGAUAUCGUCGUCGAUCCUGAAGGUGGUUUGAUGUUUUGGUCUCAAUGGGGCGAACGAGCCAAAAUCGAACGUGCUAACAUGGACGGCACGAAUAGGCUCAUCAUUGCUAACACAAACCUGACUUAUCCGAACGGUCUGGCCGUAGACCAUCUUUCCAAUAAGAUUUAUUGGGUUGAUGGAGGCAUCGGAAGGAUAGAAUUCGCCACUCUGGACGGUUCUAACAGAAAAGUUUUAUUGGGAGAAGGCAGCGUGAAGCACCCCUUCGGAUUGGACAUAUUCGGAAACUACGUUUAUUGGACGGACUGGAAAACCCAGAGCAUCGAACGUGCCAAUAAAUUCACGGGGCAAAAUCGCACGGUACUUACCACCAAUAUGAACGAUCUCAUGGACGUGAGGGUCUUCCACAGAAACAGAAAAUACUUCAAGCAUUCUUGCAGUAUGAACAACGGAGGUUGUUCCCAUCUUUGCUUGUUGAAAGCCAAAGGCCACUCUUGCGGUUGUCCCACAGGAAUCACAUUAGGAAAGGACGGUAAAACGUGCGAAAAGGGUCCUGUUAAUUACCUGAUAUUCGCCCAUAGAAUGGACAUUCGUCAAAUAUCCUUGGACGUGCCCUACAUGGCGGAUGUUGUGCUACCUUUUCCGAAGCUGAAAAUGGCUUCAUCAGUCGACGUUGAUCGAAAAACCGGAGAGAUCUAUUGGACAGACACAGCGGAAGAUGUCAUACAAAAAUCUACACCGGAUGGAAAAUCGAUGGAAGUCAUUAUUAUGCAUGAAUUGGAAACGCCGGAAGGAAUUGCCAUCGAUUCAACAGGAAGAAAGAUGUAUUGGACUGACGUAAAACGAAACAGCAUCGAAGUAGCUGAAUUAGACGGCAGGCACAGAAAAAUCCUCUUCCACCGCAAUAUAAACAACCCUAGAGCAAUUACAUUACAUUACCACCACGGUCUAAUGUUCUGGUCGGAUUGGGGAGACGAGGGCAAAAUCGAGGUGGCUUCCAUGGAUGGAACAGGAAGGAAAGUACUGGUAUCCAAAGAUUUGCAGUGGCCCAACGGUUUGGCGAUCGACCGGCCGGAGAAUCGACUGUAUUGGAACGACGCCAAGCUCGGCACCAUCGAAUCCAGCAACCUCAACGGCAAAGACAGACGGAAGAUCCUGAGCGACGUCUCCCACCCGUACGGCCUCGUCGUAGUGGGAAACCACAUCUACUGGACCGACUGGGAGGAGCGGGCGCUCAACAGAGCCGACAAAAUCACCGGCAAAGACAAAACCAUCAUUCGCGGCAAACUGGACGGGCUGAUGGACGUCCGAUCGGUGCAAAGCGACAACACCGCCGAGAACGCCUGCGGCACGGACAACGGCGGUUGUUCGCAUUUGUGCCUUCGAAAUUCGGCGUCCUUCACCUGCGCUUGUCCCACGGGCCUGAGCAAAUCCAAAACGAACGACAAGCAUUGCGAGCUCAUACCAGAAACGUUCCUGCUGAUCGCCACUCGAUACGCUUUGAACCAAGUGAGUUUGGAUACUGACGAUGCCUGGGACGUUACUCUUCCGGUGAACGAGAUCGAGAACGCGAUCGAUGUGGAUUUCCAUUGGGAGAAGAAGCUGUACUAUUACACCGACAUCGAGAAGAACGUGAUAGCCAGCGUGUCCAUGUACAAUUUGUCCGAUGUGAAGACCAUAAUCAGCGAAAAUUUGUCCAGUCCCGAUGGAUUGGCCGUCGAUUGGGUGGGCAACAACAUCUACUGGACAAACACCGGUAAUAGAGUCAUCGAAGUGGCUAGAUUGGAUGGAUCGCAUCGAAAAACGCUCAUCGACAAAUACUUGACCGAUCCCAGGUCUAUAGCGGUGUUUCCCAAAAAGGGUUUCCUCUUUUGGAGCGACUGGGGAAUACCAAAAAUAGAAAGGUCGCAUUUGGACGGCUCCAACAGAAGACCGUUGAUAACCAGCAAGAUUAAAUUUCCCAUCGGGCUCAGCAUCGAUUACGACAAGAGGAGGAUUUACUGGAUCGAUGCUAAAAUGAACGAGGAGAAAAUCGAAACUACCGAUCUGCAUGGAAACAACAGAGUUAUGCUCAAUAUCCAAUCUACUCAUCCGUUUUCAUUGACAGUUCACGAGGAAUACUUAUACUGGACUGAUUGGGUGAAGAAAACAGUGAAACGCGCCGAAAAGAACACCGGCCAGGACGCGGUGAUCCUCAGACCCCAAUUAGACUCCGCCAUGGGAAUCACCAUGGUGUCGGGUAAAAGACAGCAAGGAUGGAAUCCUUGUUCUAUGGAUAACGGUGGUUGUACUCACCUAUGCUUAUUUAGGCACAAGAAUUACACCUGCGCAUGUCCAGACAAGCACGAUCCCACUUGUAAAACAGAACCGAAGCAAGUAAUAUCAUCGAAAUGCCCCAACAAAGGUAACAGCAACUGCGACGAAGAGGAGGACCUCGACGACUACGACUAUUACUUCCAUCGCAUCGAUACGCCCAAAAUCGACAACGACUAUUCGUUCCCGUCGAUGGGCAAUUCCAAGUACUACAUUAUGACGCUGGCGCCGAUGCUCUUCCUGAUACUGCUGUGCAUCACGCUGGUGGUGAUCCUGCUGGUGAAGAAGGGCAAGAAGAAAUACACCUACGGCGCGAGCCGGAGCUUCUCCAAUCCGAAUUACUACUCGCCCAACGGCGAUUCCAACGCCGUUCCGAAUAACGGAAAGUUCAUCUGGAAGCGGCUCAAAUACGACAAGACUCAGGAGAGGGUAUACGAGGAAACGGUGGGAGCGGGCAGCACGGAGAUCUCCAGCCUGAUUCCCACGAUUCUGACGCCGUGCAGUUCGAAUUGCGAAACCGUGACGCCGGACGUGGAGCGAUCCCCGUCGAUAACGCCGUUGCACAAGGUCGACGUGAACGAAACAGUUUCUUAAAUAUCUUAGUGUAAUUUGCGAAAGUCACCUCUACAACUGAAAAUUACCUACCUAUGCGAGCGUAUGUAGAUACAAAAAGUCAAAUUAAGGUGACUGACAAUAAAAUUGUAAUAAUAAUUAAGGAACUAUUUUCCGAUGUAAAGGGUUUGUACUAAUCGUAACGUGGACAUCCGCGCACGACAGACGAAUUAAAUCAGAGCAGUCGAAGCUGAAAGGAGGAAAUUUGUUGUGGAAGAAACUGUAACGUAUACAUGAUCUAUGUGUACCUGUCGUUUACGGUUAUCCAACAGGAAUACUACCAGUAAAGGAUAUUUAUGUUUACAUAUUUUAUUCUUAAAAAAUUCGCGUGUACUGUACUAGCUCUGGUAAUACAUAUAAAAAAAUGUUGUAAACUAAGAAAAACCAUAAAUCUAUAACUGAUUAAAAAAAUACUUUGCUAUUAUUACAUUGCACUAUUUCAUAUUUUUCUAAUUACUUUAGAUGUAGUGACAUAUCAACAAGAUUGUUCGACAGUCCUUGAUUGUUAACAAAAAUUAUAUUAUACUACUGUACAAUUCGUUAAAAUGUGUAAUAACAGAGAAAUAUGAGAGUAACUCAAACUCUGCUCUAUUUUUUAAUAAAGGGUUAACUUGUAAGUGUGGAAAAAACAAUUAGUUAAAACGGAAGGAUCGAAUGAAAAUCUAAUAGUAAAUUGGAAUGGAACCAACUGUAAUGUUAACAAAUAACCAUUAAAUCGAUAAUACAUUAAAUUAUUAUUGAAAGUUUUUGUCAACAAUUACGAAAAAGAAAGUUUUUUUUUGAACAGGGAAGGUUUAUGGUUUUUUUUCGAAUAAUUUGGAAGAUUAAUUUAGCCCCAGAACAAGUUCAAUGGUUAUUAUAAAGUAAACUGUUGUUAAUUAUCCAAUUACCGUUAAUAUUAGUGUAUUUAAUAAAUGUUAACUACAUAUCUCGUUGACAAAAUAAUUGUUUAUGCAUAUUCAAAAUUAUAACUAACAUAUGGAAAUGUUUUAUAUGUAAUUCCAUAUCACGUUUCCUAUGAAUAUUUCCGUGAAAAAUAACUGUUCAAAUGUUUCGAGAAUAUUUGUUUUUAGGUAAUUUACCUGCUCAUGGAUGUAAGUUGUAUGAUACUUAAAGAUAUUUUUUAUAAAAGAAGUCAAAAAAAUAAGACUGAAUGAUAGAUGAGGAUGAACACAGAAAAAUGUAGUUAAAUAUGUUGUUUAUUACAAAAUAUUUAGGUACUAUGUUAAAGCGUUUGGAUCAUAAGUUAUAAAGAAUCUUGUAUAUAUUUGCCAGAAAUAUAUCCGCUAAAAAAUCCAAGGAUCGAAUAUAAUAUAUUAACUAAAUAAAUAUUUAUAUUGUUAAUUGCUAAACAAUUUUAAUUGUUGUUAUAUAUUUUAUUAAAAGGUAUAAAUGUUUAUAAGACGUGCUUGAAAAGUUUGUAGGCAUAUGGAAUUUAUUCAACUCGUAUACUUUUAUACAAAAAUAGAAAAUAUAUUUUUUUAGUAAUUAUUUUAUAUGAAUAUGUUUCUAAUAUUAAUUAGUAGAUACGACUAUAAUAGUUCUUUUUAGGAUAAAGUGGGUUUUUUAGCGGAUAUUUCACAAGUACUUUCUUCUAAUGGCUCAAGAAGAUAAUACUCGGUGCGAUUGAUUAAAACUUACAUAAAAUUUAACAUUUUUUACACGUCAUUUGCUAUUACAAAAAACGUACUCCGUAUGCUUAGACUGGAUAAUAAAACUCUUCGAAAAACCUUUAAAAUCAAUCAACAAUUUUUAGAAAUUUUAAUUUACUUGAAAGAUUAUACUGAUUGCGAUUACCGAUAAUGUAUAAGUAGCUAAGUAUGAUCAAUUUUAAUUUAUUAUUCAUCACUUAAUGUUGCCUAGAUUAUUUUUAAUAAAACUGUAGAUUUGUAAUAUUUACGAACAGUUUUAUUAUGCUUUUAAACUAAGCGUACAAACUUCCUUUUUGAAAAAGCUCUAUUUUAAUUUUUCUAAUAUUUACUACACAAUUAAAUUAUUAAAUCAAUUAAUUUUUGUUUUAUGCGGAACUAACAUUGUUGCCUACUUCAUUGUACUAAAAAUUAUUGUAAGUCGCUCGGUAAACUAAUUUUGAAUAUUCUAGUCUUCUGUAGUCAAUUAAUUAAAGGUAUAAUACCUUAUGGUACUACCGAAAAUACCUAUUUUCUUUUUUCCAAGCACUGUUUUGAUAUUAGAAUUUACAUAAUUACAAAUUUUAUAGAUAAUAAUCGAAAUUAUAUCAAUACAAUUAAAUUUUAUUAUUCGAAUUAUUGUCUCUAUAAAUUUAACACAUUCGCUUAUAUUAUGCACCUCACUUUUCCAAUAUUUUACCUCACAUUCCAAUAUUUUACAAUUAAUUGGCUACAGAUCCAAGAUGUAAGUAUCAUUAGAUGAGCGAGAGUAAAAUUAUUUGAUUAUAAAAUAUAAUUUUAUAAAAUUUUAAACUAACAAUAAGAAAAAUUCUUUAGUAUACUCUAUUAUAAUAAAUGUUUUUCAGAAUGUUACGAUAUAUUUAUAGAUAUUUAUGUUAAUAUAUGGACAACAAUCAUGUACUCUGUAAUAUCAUGAGUCUUGUCAGAAGCCUCCGG
This is a messenger RNA of Phyllotreta striolata, 8924 nucleotides long. NCBI's taxonomy places the organism in Eukaryota, Metazoa, Arthropoda, Insecta, Coleoptera, Chrysomelidae. The record is from the annotation of a GenBank genome assembly.